AUGCACUGUCAGCAGCAGCAGCAGCAGCAGCAGCAGCAAGACGGUGCGUCAAUGCGUACAUUCUGUAACGUGAUCACAGCUUAUCACACGGUCCUUUCGGGUAUGUAUACCUCCAAUCAUCAACACCACCACCACCAUCACCGCAACAUCAAUAACAACAGCCGCAAUAUUAUACCUCGAAAACCAACCAUGAACAUCGUCGCACCCUGCCCAAAGAAGCCUUCCUCCUUCACUCUCCAGCUUGAAGAUGACGAUGCUUGCUGCCAAGAAUUGCGACAGAUUCUGGCUGCCAGUCAAUUGUACGAGCAGGAGGAGAUUGCCCGCACGCACAAUCCUCUUCCCCAAGACUCAAGCUUCAUUGUGCCCAUUCAUCAUUUGCAAGUGAGCGAGACCAACAAGCAGCUGCGUCCACGAUCCUACAGUGUCGGCGAUUACAACAAGGCUGUCGUGAGCUUGGUCCACUAA
This is a messenger RNA of Zychaea mexicana, 465 nucleotides long. RefSeq lists its product as uncharacterized. Bases 1 to 465 code for a protein of 154 amino acids. Lineage: Eukaryota; Fungi; Mucoromycota; Mucoromycetes; Mucorales; Lichtheimiaceae. The transcript is spliced from 2 exons. The record is from RefSeq and is a predicted model, not a curated record.